Molecule: messenger RNA, 1114 nt
Organism: Paramecium tetraurelia
Lineage: Eukaryota; Ciliophora; Oligohymenophorea; Peniculida; Parameciidae
Exons: 3
Source: RefSeq, a predicted model, not a curated record
AUGUAAUCUAAAACUCUAAUAGUGUUGCUUAUGGUAACGAUGGCAGUUGCAACAGAGAGUCCUGUACUUUAACAAUUAAGAAAUAAAUUAGCCUAAAAUGAUAACUAUAAUUCACAAUUGGUUGAAUUGUUAGAAUUAAGUUUGGCAGGUGGAUAGUUGGAUAAAGUGUUCGAAUUGCUAUAAAAAAUGGUUGAUGAUUUAACAGGAUAAAUUAAUGCAGCAAAUUUGGAUCAUGCUUCAAGAAUGGCUGCUUUUGAAUCAAGUAUUGAGUAAUUAGAAGCUAAUUUGGCAUCAUUAUCAAGUGAAGUAUAAUCAAACAACAGAAAAAUUGGUGAUAUCACUUAAGCUAUCUCUACUCUUACUUCUACUAGUGUGGCUGUAAAAAAAUAAUUAGAAACAAUCAAUCAAAGAGAGGAACAAAUUAGAGAUAAUAGAUAGAGAGAGGUUUAAGCUUUGGAAACAAAGUAAUCUGCUGGUGCAAAGAUUUUAGCAGCAUUAGAAGAUAUUCACGAUAGAUUAGUAAAGGCAGUUCUUUCAAAUACAGGCUCAUUUUUAGAGGAAAGUGAAAAAUAAGAAAUGAUCAAAUAAGUCAAAAAAGAAUUAGGACGUACACACCCACUAGCAUUAUUAUUAGAAUUCUCAUCUAAAUUUGAUGAGGCUACUGCCAAGAGGGCUAUUGAAUUGAUUGAACAAAUCAUAGCAUCCAUCAAAGAAGGACAAGUAAACAGAGAAUCAAAUCAAACAGCAGUUGAAGAAAACUUCAAUUCUUUAGUGAAUGAAGUCACUGUUGUGAGAGAUAAAUUACAAUAGGAUAAUCAAAAAACUACCAGUGCUUUGAAGAACAAAUAGAAUGAUUUGAAAAUUACUCAAAGAAGAAACAAAUAAUUAUAAUAAAAUGAAGCCAAUACUUAAUAAUUAUUAGAAACUACAAGAGUCCAAAAAGAUUUAUAUGAUUCAAAUUUCAGAUCCAAUGCAAGCAAGAGAGAAGGCUAAUUGAAUUCGUUAAAGACUGCUUUAUAAAUUUUGAGAGACAACGAAUAAGCAUUGAAAAAAUGAUUUGAUUUAUUCACAACAACAAAACACGAUAAUUUUUUAUCAUCGAUAUAUAUCCAAA